UUCAGGGCGUAACGUUAGUACAAUAUCCAUGCCCUUUACAAUGAAACCUCAUUGAGUACUAUUUCCCAACUGAAACUAGAGCAGCAUACAUGUUACUUCUACCCACUUAUCCUCUAACAUGCAGGCAGGAAAAACAGGAAGGUUCUAAAAUAAAAACUUACAUUUGCAAACAGAUGAAAAGACUUAUACUUCGAAACCCCUUGAGACUUGUCUCUGAUUAAAUUCUUUGUUUUUAAAAAUCUCACCCACUGUAUCUUGGGCUUAAUGACUGAUUCAGGUCAUUUCAAUGGCGUUGUACAUAAUUUUUUUUGUGUAAAAACUUCCUAGGUUGAUAGACUGUUGUAAAAUGAAGACCUUCAACCAUGAUCCUCCUCCCGCUGGAAUCAAUGAGAAAUUUUGACACUAAGUUCAGUAGGAGUGGGAUCACACACUUUAAUCACAAAAGUAUAUUGCUAGCAGUGAUGAAGUGCCCCAAUUUGCUGUAGUGAGUUGAGGCCUAUGCCCAUCUCUACUGCCAGUAGAGUCACCAGUCAGGGCAAUCUUUAUCUUGUGGACAGUUGCUGAAAUUUAAACAAUGCUUUUAAUAAGUUUGUAGCAGAUAGUGUUGAAAUAAAGGUCACUCAACUGAAGAAUCUAUUAACCUGUGCUUUCUGUAUAAAAUGAAUGUCUGGGUAAGCUCUUUAUUUGGUUCUUAACCCUGAUUAGAGAGGUCUGGAAGUGUUCGGUCAUAGCUAACAAGAAUGACUAGAUCCUGAACUUUGACAUUUAAGGGUCAAAACCAAAUGGCGUAUGUCUAAUCAUACUUGCUCAUUUAUUAAAGUGCCCAGUAUCUCUUUUGGGUUUCAGAGGCCGUCUGUGCUUAUUGGUUUCAAGGGAGCUGUAAAUAACAAUUUUGCACUACUCUAACUCCUUAGAUACGGAAAUGUUAAGAUGGGUGGUUCAGAAAUAUGUUUUGUUAAUUUAAAUCCACUGUCGAGGUUUAAUUUAAUUCUAAGAUCUAGUACACAGUCAUGUAACAUGAUUACUGACAUAUUUUUGAGAUAAAGUGAUAAGUAAUUUUUAAGAUCAUACAAUAAAACUUCUCAUCUAGUAACAGAAAUUUUAUAUGGCCACUACUGACCCUUUGAGGCAAGAUUAGAAAAAAGCAGCGUCUCCCAUCAUUCCACCAGAAGAAUGAAAAAAGUAAACCUUGGGCCAGCUUUACAAAGGUAUUCAGCUGCAUAAAGAUCCAGACAGGCAGCUAGUAGGAAUUUCAAAAGCACCUCCUAAGCAGGAUACAUGUUUAAGUCCUAUUGAAAAAUCUUUCAAAAUCUGGCUCCCUAGCCACACUUGGCUGUACAAAAUGAAACAAUGAGCAAUAACUGAAAACUACUGUUAUUAUCGGAGGUCAAGAUGACUUUCAGUUUUAUACUGUAUAAUUUAACCUUUUUAAUGAUGUGCCUUCUAAAGUGCUAAUGGAAACCUUUCCAAUUACUCUGCCUGAGUCCUAACAUUUUUGAAAAUAUAACACCACUCCUAGGAUCACAUAAUGCACUAUCAGAUCUUUAUAUGGGCAUCAAACAGUAUCGAUGGUUAGGGCCAACAGAUUUAUGGGACAUUUUGCAUUGAUUACUGCCCCCUGCCCAUUCUUGAUAAAAAAUACCUAUUAAAGUCUUGGGCUCAAACACAUUUAGAAAUGCAUUCUGAAAAUACCGCACUCCCUGUACCCUGUUGAAGGGAAAGGUGCACUAACAAUGGUCCUGUGAAGUUGUCCAGUAGGCCAGUCACCUUACCUAUUUCUUGAGUGUUUGUUUAAUAACACACUGCACCUCCCUGCAGCGGUUUAGCAGGUGGGAUUUUCCAAUGUUUUUUGGUGACCUAUAGACUUACCUGGAUGAUUAAUAAUCUGCUGCAAAAAUACUGUGACCAAUCUGUGUUCCACCACAUGGAAGUAGCCAAAAUUACAUUUGAUCAAAAAAUUAAUAAUUUGAGGUAUGUUUUGGGGGUAAUUUAAAUUAUAAAAACUAGGGAAUCGAUUAAUAAAAACUGAUUUUUCUCCUAAGAACUCUCUAGCCCUCUGUCUCCUUUUCCUCUUCCAUUCUGCAGUACACAUUAGGAUAAUCACUUUUCUGAUAUCUAUGCAAUGCGGCUAAGCAAAAGGGGAAAAUGGGCAGAGAACCAUCAAAAAUAUUCUACCAUCCACCAUUGUUUUGGAGCCAGUGCUUGUUUCCUUCAUAUUAUUUGAUGUAAUGUAGUAUUGUUUUCUUGUGAAUUCAGUUUCCUUUUUAUUUGUCAGAAUGGGCAAUUAAAAAUAGUCAUUUGUUGGGAUGACAGAGUUGGAAAAAGGAGUUUCUCCUGUUGGACAAAAUUUUCAUGUCCUCACUUAAUUUAACAACCUGUUGCCUUUUUUUAAUUUUGCAAAAUUGCCCAUUGUUGUGAUUGGGUGUAAGGUUUGUCUAUUUUAGGAAGAGAGGUCAUGGUUAGGUCAGGAUUACCCAACCUAUGUUAGCCUCCUACCUAACCUUGAUCUCCUUUUCCAGUUUAGACACACCCUAAUUUAUACUCAAGAUGGCUGGAAAAAAAUUGCGUUGGAAUUCUGCCUCUGUAGCAUCAGUUUUCAGAGUAACAGCCGUGUUAGUCUGUAUUCGCAAAAAGAAAAGGAGUACUUGUGGCACCUUAGAGACUAACCAAUUUAUUUGAGCAUAAGCUUUCGUGAGCUACAGCAUCCGAUGAAGUGAGCUGUACUCCUUUUCUUGUAGCAUCAGUAGGUGCUUGAGUGAGGAGUUCAAGCAAUUGAAACAUCAUUUCAUUUCAUAGGAUGUUUAUAGUACCAAUUAUGCCAAAAGCAGUUUCCUUUGAAAUAUAAGGAGUUAGAAUGAAUAUCCAAAGCUCCCCGUAGGCUGAUGGUGUCCAGUGAUGGGGUGGCUUUGGAUCGUCUGACUACCAAUGACUUACGUUAAAUCUUCUGUAUGAAGAAUGGUAAUGAGUUUGGAGUGUCCUGUAGCAGUUAUAGACAAAGACUCUUUCUGGCCCAGAUAUGUAGCUGCUUUCUAGAGCUCUGUGCUCUGGAUGUACCUGUGAAUGUGCUAGAAUUACAGGAAAACCCAAGUGUUUGUUACUGCGGGAUUAGGUGGCUGCAGAAAGUUUCUUUUACUCAGAAUAUGUGAAUUAAAGGAAGACGUUCAAAAACAAAGUACCAGUGCACCUUGCCCCAAGCGGUUAGCCAAUAUUCAGGGCCUUACUGGGAUUAGUCGUUAGGAGGAGAAAAUGAUAGUCGGGUAUUUCUAUGGUGAAUCCCUGUUUAUGAAAAAUGUACAAAGUCCUGUUAACCUGAACACAGUAUGAAUAAACAGGAGACAAUGUCCUUGUUCAGAAAUCCAACCCGCCUCUUGCUAUUCCUGUUCCCAAAAGAAGUUCUCUUGGCUUCCUGCUAGAGCCCCACUACGUUACUACAAUGCUGAUUUGGGUUUCUCCCUGCUUUGUUGUACCUUUCAUGUGCAGACACACACAGGUGCAAUCAACUCAAUGUCCUGCCCCCUGAAUUUUGCUGUCAGUCUCAGGGAAACCUCUUAGCUAGCAUGGCACAGCUUAUACUCCAGGCUUUCCAUGCUGCUCUAUGCAUUGGGUGUUGACUUCUAUUUUAGCUGUCACUAAACUAAAUAGCAUUCAACUGCUUCUCAAGUUAGGCUGAAUGAAAGGUGGCUAGCAGUCCCCCCAUCUGCAAGGAGGUCUGUGGCAUAGAUCAGAGACGCUUGCUGGCAGCAACCACCAGCCUCCAGCAUAAUAAUACAAAAUAACGGAAUAAUAAUCUAAACUGCAUUGAUAUGAGUUGGGCAGCUGUGUAAUCUACGAGGAGGUGGAGUGCUAGAAUGGUAGUCAUUCUAAAAGGAAUUGCUGCCCAAGGGCUUUUUUUUCCGAUGAAGAUGAUGGGGCUACAGGGUCAGUGGGGGAUUUCACAGCAUCUAGAAUGAGUUCUGUAGUUUGUUGUUUCGUAGUGCAUGAGAACACCCUAAAUCAAGGGGGGGGAAAGAGCUCACUUAAAGGGUUACUGAAUUUCCAAAGAGUUUGUGCUACUAACCUGGCCACGUGCAAACACCAUUUCAGGCGCAAUGGUGCGGCAGCUCCUAACCACUUGUAAAGGAAAGUGCCACAGAAGGCCCAGGAUAAAGUUCAACCCUGUGUACGGAGGCAGCAGGAGGUUUAAAUCCUGCUCAACGAAAGGAGAAAACGAAUAAGCAGGACUUGCGCUCUGAAUUUGUGCUGGGCCUCUGAAUUUCAGCAGGAUUAGCUUGAGGAAUAAGUCCAGAAAUUGUGUGCACCAAGGAAUUUUCAAACCACCCCAUGUAAGUGGGAUUUCAGCCCUAGAGGUCUGUGCCACCAUUUGCACCUGGUAUUGCCUCCACCAAGAGACCAGCCCAUAGCAACUGUCCUAUUUUGGCUCAUCAGACCAGUCGUGUUACCCAUCACAGAGACAAACACCCAGUAACAUUUGUGUCCCCACAGCGGUAACAUGCUCCCACCUCACUCUGUGUCCAGCCUCUGGCCCAGCAAGGGCAGAAAAAUGGAUGAGGGUCAUGGAUUGAGUAGAACCCUGCCAGAUCCACACAACAAGAACUACAGGGCAUGAGUUAACAGUUCCAGGUACCGCAGGGACAAGUCUUGCAAAGAUACAGGUGAGGCUCAUACUGUGAGUAAUCAGUUACAAGGGGGUCUGGAGAACCGCAUACAGACAAAAGCCAUAUAAUAGCUAUGGUGGUGGUUGUCAUUGCUGUCUUGGGAUGUCCUACAGAAAAGUGCCUGUGAGGACCAUCAAUGGACCCUUCGGGGUUGUAACACGCUGUGCCUCUUCCAUGAGCAUGGAGAAGUUUGAGAGCCACUGUCAGGAGGAUUAGUCAGGAUAGCUUCCCCCAGAGACAAGCAACACCAACAUCAGUGCAGACUGUGUGCCUUUGCAUGCUUCCCAAACUGUCCUGGGUCCUGACAACUGAAGUCCGGUUAGGUCAGGGAGCCGCACACACAGCUGCUGAGAGAAUCAACCAUAUGUAAGCUGGACAGAUCAAAGAACUGUUCUCUCUCUCCCUGCGUUGUCCUGGCUAGGGUCAGGAGGGUGAGGCUGUGCGGCAGCUGGGCACAUGGGUGCUUCCUCUGCUUGGACAGAACCACAUCUUGGGCAAAAGCACCAUGGCUUUGGUAUGUGUCCUGCUGUCAUCUUCACCCUGAUUUGGCGUUUGGGGGGGAACACACACAUCAAUAGACCCACCUGAAAUGGAACUAUGUGGCAAGCUUAUUGGGAUGGUGGUGUGACUGAGAUGUAAGGCAAGCCCCAUUACACUGAAUUGUAUCCUAUCCCCAUUUCAAUUACUGUUGUAUCUUUGUCUGCCGGUUCUGCCUUACUAGGCUCUCCAUUGAGAGGAGUGGUGGGUCAGAAUGUCGUUUUACCCUGUAAAUACCAUGUUGAUAACAAAAAUAACAUCACAACAAUGUACUUACCCAAUCAUAAGGGAAGCGACAGUUGCCUUCUGCAGUUGCUACUUUCGGUUGAAAGUUCCCCAUCAAGGUACUGUAUAUGCUUUAGUAACUCUUGGGUGAAUUUGUCCUCUGAGGCUUUGAGGACCUUGAUUAAAAUCUUCUGUGCUCAAGCAGGUUUUAACUAAGGUUUCUGAAAUACUGCUGAACAGUUUGCUUUUGAAGCUAACCCAUUUCAGGUGCAGCCAUUGCUAAUGUGGACAAGGAGAAAGGAGCAAAGGGCUAACUACAGGAAAAGGCAACCCUCAUUAGGGCUAUGAGAGAGUAUUCAGUAUGGCAAGUGUAACUGACAUCAUUUGGAAAGUGAAAAUCAUAAGUUUUUUCGGAAAUGAACAUUUUUUCUUCAAGCCCUUGGAAAGUUUAAAGAAGACUGUUCUCUGCCUCUUUUUCAGUGAUCACCAUGGCUCCUUGCUUCAUCCUGAAGAGGAUCCUAAUGGUCCUAUUUACAGGUCUCACAGUAUCAGGCUCUCCAGUGAGAGGAGUGGUGGGUCAGAACGUCACUUUGCCCUGUAAAUACCGAGUUAAUCGCCAAAGUGACAUCACAACAAUGUGCUGGGGCCAGGGCAGCUGUCCUUCUUUUCAGUGUUCUCAGCCAAUUCUCUGGACAGAUGGACGGAGGGUAACCGAGCGUCAGUCCAGCAGAUACCAGUUAGAAGGGAAUCUCGCUCAGGGGGAUGUGUCCCUGACCAUAGUGAAUGUGGCAGAAGCAGACGGAGGGGUGUACUGCUGCCGUGUGGAGAUCCCUGGUUGGUUCAAUGAUCAGCGGAAGAAUCUGGAAGUUGCAAUUGAGACAGUUGCUGCAACUCUCACCCAGGUAUCCUCUUCUGUCACACCAAGAUGGCUAUCUAUUUCUAGUUCAGAAGCCCCUCAGGCUUUUGCUGUGUCUACAUCAGUCCAUCUACUGGAGCCUGAAUCCAGGGGGACAGGGAUGUAUAUUAGAAUUGGUGUCGUUCUGUCACUUCUAGUCCUCCUAAUUUUGUCCCUGUUAAUCUUCACAUGGUAUUUGCACAAUACACAGAAGCUGGAGAAUUUGGCCAGUGUGUCGUGGGCGGAGAGCCGGUUUGGACUGGGGUGUGCAUAGCCUGAGGUGGUGAUCAGCGAGGAGGUGGUGUUUCUCACCUUACGCAGAACUCACACGGGAUGGGUCACCUGGAUGGCUGCAAAGAAUUAUUGACUUGCUUAUGACUCUUAUCAGCCUCAGCCCCUCCGAACCAUGGCUGGGACAUGAGAUGUCACACUGGGGUUCAAGACCAAGUUCAUGUAUAUAAACGAGGGGGCUUCUGUGUAGAGGGAGCCACCCAUCAACAGCAGCAAGAGGGACAAGGGAGUCUCCACCUCACCUGACCAGGCACACCUCAGACCCAAACGGAAGGAAGAGAUCAUCAUCAACGGGGUGGGGCCGUUGCAUUCAGGUGUUUAUUUUUUCUGUAGCUCUGUAAAUCUCUUUGUGCAGUC
Molecule: messenger RNA, 6960 nt
Organism: Chelonia mydas (Green sea turtle)
Lineage: Eukaryota; Metazoa; Chordata; Testudines; Cheloniidae
Gene: HAVCR2
Product: hepatitis A virus cellular receptor 2
Exons: 6
Coding region: 5906-6586 (226 amino acids)
Source: RefSeq, a predicted model, not a curated record